AUGUCUGGCAAGCAUUACAACAGAAAUGUUAGGUCGCACAAAGUUGUCUACGAGGCAUUGGUCAGACUGUUGUUUCAGCAAUACCUUGAGUCACUUACACCAGCGGAAAGGGAUGAAACAGUUUCUUUGAUUGGUGAGUUUCAAAUUUAGAUGUUUAUUCACACAGCAAGGAAGUCUCGAAACAUUUGCCUUUUUAAUUUUUAAUGUUUAUGAUUGAUGUAAUAUACAUAUGAACAACAAGAGCGAUUGUUUACCAGGAUAUCCAAACACGAGAAAACAAUGUCUGAAAACCAGAAUGCCUAGGGCAAGUGUUUUUGUUAAUUGUUUUUGAGUGUUUGGAUGGGACAAGGGUGGGACACAAGCUCAAGUUGUUUAUAUAGGCUUCUCAAAUGUAAUGAGUUGAGACGUAACAGAAUGUUUUCGCUUGCUGAUUUGAAUAAAAUUAUUAACCAAGCAUAACAUACUUAGUGAUUAUAUUCCAGUAAUUUUGCAUGCGUGAUGAAAACACUAGUGACUUUCAUCAAGUUUGAACAGGUUAUCUAAAUGACAUUUCAUAAUCUUGUGAUCAAACAAAUAGGUGAUUAUCAUUGCCAUUGGCUAAAUGCCUAAAUAACAUUGCUUAAAUGGUCACUAGGUGCCUUCAAAAUGUAAUAAACAUUCAUUUUGCAUUACAGAAAACUUAGCUGAGACAUUCCCAAGUGAAGAUUACCUACCACAAGUGAUGUCAGAGAAUUUUGGAAAACUGGAGAUGGCUAUCGCUAUGAUUUCUAAAUCAGAGGCAGACAAAAAAACAACAUUUGCUCUCUGGCUUAAUUACAUUCAAAUGGUAGAAGUUCUUUUAAUGUACUUUUGAGAAACAAGAGAAAACGACUGGGAUCUACAUCUCUCAGCAGUUAGAUCAAUGCUACCAUGGUUUUUCGCAACUGAGCGAAUGGAAAAGUUGGUCCAAAUCCAGGAAUGGUAUCCAUAGAGUAUACUAAGCGAUGGUGGAACGCACAGUUUAAGAAGUGCCAAACAUCUUGCAUAGUUAUUCAAUAAUACAUUAAAGAUUCAAUCAGAGGUUUUCCUAGGAGUGUAUAUAAAUAUCCCCUAAAGCCCGGAAUGAACUGGGAAACACUGUUGUCAUAUUAUUUGUCUUUCCAAUCAUUCGGUAUGUCAUAUUGUCUUAUCAGCAUCGGCAAACAGAUAAAGAGUGUUUCAUCAAAUGCUUCUGAAUUUGGUAGGAAAUAGUUUCCUUUCUGGGAAGCAAAUUUUGCUUCUGCAAUAAAAUCCAAUUAAAAAUCACGAAUAUUUCCGCAAAAUAUUUAUUUGUUCCUUGAUCGUGUAAAUUGUAUGUAUAUAUAUUUUUUACUCUCCCUCCUGUUUGAUACAGGUGAGUUUUUUACCUCACACAAAUUUGUAUUGAAUUAGGAUGUUAUAUAAAGUAGAAUUAAACGUUAAAACGGUAUUUUGAAACACAAGCAAAUGAAUUUAAGUGAUUUAGCAUAUGAGCAAGCAAAAUAUACAAUGUGUUUUAAACAAUAUUUAAGUGGGUGUAUUUAUAUUACAAGGUUUGAUCAGUAUUCUGUGAUUUUAUUUUGUUGUUUUUGCAGAGGAAAUUGGGGAAAACCCCACAGUGAGAAUCUAUUUUUAUAGUCUGUAAAACACAGACCGGGGUAAGUUCACAGUUCCCAAAAAUGCUCCCUCAGAACCGCUACUAUCCACACAACACCCAAAUGUACAUCUCACCAACUGCGCAUGUCCUAACACGCAAUUUAUACAGCUGAAUUACAAUUUCUCGUCCCUUUCUGCUUACUUACGCAACAAAAGACGAGCUUUACAGGCGCACAAGCUUUUUACAAGGUUUACAUUCAAUUCACAAAGAUUUUUCCAGAAUUUUCCUGUGUUACACGGCAGUAAACAAUUUACACAACCAUGGCCCAACGUGUUGGUUUAACCAAAUACAACAGCAAAUUUGGUAAGACAUUUUAUACUAUAACUAUACACAUAUAGUGCUAUGUUUUUAUUUUCUCAUUGUAAUCCAUAUCGGCUUCUAAUUUCUAUCUCUCUCACAUGUGCCAACCCCAGUCCCUGUUGACGAGUCCAUGAAGGAUGAAACGCCGCGUACAGGGAUACUGUAUUUUACACACAUGACUAUUUCUUUCUCUCGCUUUAUAUUUUACAUGCCUCCAUACAAGCUUUUUAGUACAGCGAGAUCAUACUCCUCGAGUUGGAUAAAAAAAUUUGUUUACACCACAGGAUAUUUUACCGUUACAAUUUCACACACGCAUCUUCUAUUUUAUGUUCAAAAAAUCUACACCUACAUUUAUAUUUCUUAGGUUCACAUUUAUACCCAUACAAGUGGUUUUUUACUUUACUUUUUUAUUCCAAGGUUUAUCAUAUACAACAAUUUUUCACAAGCAUACAUUGUGCAUACAACACGAGGCCAUCACACUAUCAUAUUUCACACUACAUUUUUCCCUAACAUUUAGAGACUAUUGUGGCAUACAUUUAUUACUAGGACACCAAUAUGGUUCUCAUUACCUAUAUCUAAACUUAAACAAACUUGCUACCAAAAGAAUGGCGGUUCAAGUAUUUCGAAGCACGAAAAUAUCAAACUUUGGAGGGAUUUUUCUCCCAAUUGUGCACCUGUUUCGCUUGGGGAGCAACAGAUUCUGAUAAAGUAAGUUUUUAUCUAUUUAUUCAUGUGAAAAUUACGUAGUUAGACGAGGGGUGCAACGGAAUUGCAUCUCUUGGAUGCUCAUCCUAUGGCCUAAUAUUUCUUCUUAAAUUGAAGUAUCGAGUGCGACUCUUUAAGACUAGUUUCUAUAUUUUCCCAAAUUUUUGAUGAAGUGAAUGGAACAUUUGGAUUCCAUAAUUAGUUCUUACCUUUGGUUUUUUAAUAUUGUAGUUACUAACAAAUCUGGUGUGGUGUGAAUGACAGGAUGAUGCAGCACCAAUGAUAUCAGAGAGUAUUGUAGGUACUUUUUCGUUCAUAUUAAUAAUCUUAAAGGUGAAAACAGCUAUUUUUAGUUUAAAAACAUUAUCAAUUUUAAGUAUACCCAGUAGGUUGUAGUAUACUGAGGCAUCUUCAUAAUUCCCUAUAAAAAAUAUUUUCCUUAUACAUUUAUUUUGGCACGAUUUUAAUUUUUAGAAUUUUGUAGCAUAUGUAUUACUCUAACUCAUUAACCCAUAAUUAAUAUACGGAAAAAUUAAACUACAGUAAACCUGCUUUCGCAUACAGUACCUAAGUUUACAUAUAGUUAAUAAAAUAGGAUGGUUUGGCUAGCUGGACACCCCCCCAAAAUAUGUUAUUGUUCUUGAUUAUUGAGGUCACAUGACGGUUUUAGUGCAUCAGCGAUAAACAGUGAAUGCUUUGCAAUAUGAGCGGCGACGCACUGCUACACCGAAAACCUUCGAGUUAACUGCUUUUUCUAGGGAAUUUUGGAAAAAUUUCUGUAGCUACGCUAUGCCGGGUGCCAACUGUGCGCUGUAUGGCUGUUCGACAAGUCGAAAGAGUGGUCUUUUCGUUAUUUAAGUUACCUUGUCCUAGAGUGGGUGAUGGACAAGAGACAAAAGCUUCGAAGGAGAUUGCGCGCAAAGAAUGGCUGCAUGUGAUACUAAGAACAAGGGAAAUGACUCCCGAAUUGAAGCAGAGAAUCAACAAAAAUAAAAUUUUCCUCUGUGAGCGUCAUUUUAAAGCAGAAUUGAUAUCUGAUCGUAAGUAUUGACUUUUUGUCUUUGCGCGAAAUAUUGUAAUUGCUAGGCCUUUGUCUUAUUGCACAUUUAAUCAAUAUGGUUGAAAUAUUUGCGGUUUAUAUAUUGUAUGUGAAUACUAGUCUAGUAAUUGAUUUUGUGUCCCUUUGUAGACGGAAAGAGGAAAUUGUUAGAAACAGGAGCUGUUCCAACUGAAAACCUGCCGUUAAAAAGCCAUGAAACCAAGCCAAGCACACGUUGGGUCCUUGAAAGACAACAAGAAGCUGGCCCGUCUACAUCAGCUUCGCCACCUGUGGCCGUGGAGAAAAAAGAAACGUUUGAAGAGUUUUGUUCAAAUGUUAAGGGUGUUACGCUUGAUCCUUGGAGUAUAACAGCAUGUACCAAUGAUGAAAUGAGAAUUGAACUUCAGGACAGCAAGUAUUCGAUUUCCAAAUUUGUGCUCAUUAUAGAUUCAUGUUUACAUUUUUCGUUACAUGUUUACAAUUGGCUUCUCCCCGAUGAUCACAAGAUGUAUUCAAGCCGUAGACGACGGAUGAACUCUGCUGAAAUUGCUGAACUUUUGCUGUCUCUUCACAAUGGGGAAUUUAAGAUAUGCAAAGGUUUACGACAGAAUGAAUAUCUAAACUCUAUUGCAAAGGAUGUUGAUACCAGCCACCAGUCGUUCGCCAUAUUGUACCAGCAAGCAUUGGUAUGGAUACAAAUUACAGAGUUAUGGUGA
This is a messenger RNA of Paramuricea clavata, 4414 nucleotides long. The record is from the annotation of a GenBank genome assembly. Lineage: Eukaryota; Metazoa; Cnidaria; Anthozoa; Malacalcyonacea; Plexauridae.